AUGGCGGCGCGCGGCGGGGGCCUGGUCUUGGCGCUGGGGCUCUGGGGCUGGACGCUGGGCCCCUCGGAGGCCGAGGACGCCAUGGGCCCUCACCUGGCGGUCCGUCUGGCAGAGCUACUGACUCCAGAGGAGUGUGGCCAUUUCCAGUCGCUCCUGAAGGCGCCUGAGCCCGACGUUGAGGCCGAGCUCGCCAGGCUCUCGGAGGACCGGCUGGCCCGCGCCCCGUCGCCGGAGUCUACGCGGCCGCCCUCGCCGCCGCCGCCGCCGCCGCGGUCUCUGUGGGAGCGGAGGCGGGAGGCGGCGAACACGGCGGCCCAGGCGGCCGAGCCCACCGAGGUGUCCGACGGCUGCAGGGAGGCGCUGGCGGCCUGGCUGGCGGCCAGGGCCCCGUCCCUGUCUUGGGACCGCGUGGCCCGGGCCCUGAGGCGCAGCGGCCGCCCGGACGUGGCCCACGAGCUGGGCAAAAGCCUCCACCAACAGGCGACGCUGCAGCUGCUCAAGUUCGGGCAGCCCUACCUGCCGCCGCCCGGAGCCGCCGCGCCCGCCGCGCCCGCCGCGCCCGCCGCGCCUCGCCCCCGCCGCGCCUCGCCCCCCGAGCCCGACUGGGACGCGCUGGAGCUGGUCGUGGAGCGCCUGCCCCAGGCUCCGUACGAGCGGAGCCCCGCAGGCUGGGCCGGGCCGCUGGCGCUCGGCCUCGUCUCGGGUUUCCUGGGGGCGCUGGGCGCCGGGGCGCUGCUCAUCCCGCUCACGCUGUGGAUCACGGGCGGCGACCGCGACCCGGUGCGACCCGGCAGCCCCGCCCCGCCCGACUCGCCUCCGCACGGCCCCGCGACUCGCGCGACUGGCGGGAAGCGAAGCGCCUCUUGGGCUGCGGGUGGACCAGAUCCCCCCUCGCCCGCAUGCCUGGCUGCAAAAUGGGAACGCGAUUCUGGCUGACUGCUGCCUUCCGCUUACUAUAAAAAUUAUGAAAAAUACACAGAGGAGAGCGCAGUCCAUUAGCUCGUGGGCAGUGACCGGCGUAAGCAGAGGGAAUGCACAUCAACAGCCACAGGAUGUUGCAAACGCUGAAUAUCUUCCAUCAGGUAGAAGAGGCUCUGGUGCAAACUAGAUGAGUGUACCUGUACCUCCCCCCGCCGUCGCCCCCCCCCCAAUUAUUAAUUCCUUGUCUCACUAUUAUUCUUGCUCUAAGAGCUACUUUUCUUUUUAAGCACUGCAUGUUUAAGCAGUUACAUACACUACUCAACUUCAAAGCCCAAGAAGGAAAGUAUUACACAGAAAGAAACUCUGGGUCUCAACUACUAAAUGACAUAGUCAGGUUUUUUGAACUCCAGAGGGAAUAACCUGUAAGUAGUAAG
This is a messenger RNA of Erinaceus europaeus (western European hedgehog), 1355 nucleotides long. It is a transcript of the gene TMDD1, whose product is annotated as transmembrane and death domain 1. The transcript has a single exon. Bases 1 to 936 code for a protein of 311 amino acids. NCBI's taxonomy places the organism in Eukaryota, Metazoa, Chordata, Mammalia, Eulipotyphla, Erinaceidae. The record is from RefSeq and is a predicted model, not a curated record.